Oncorhynchus masou masou (cherry salmon) is the source of this 5552-nucleotide messenger RNA. RefSeq names its product actin filament-associated protein 1-like. The coding region runs from base 524 to 3010 and encodes 828 amino acids. The transcript is spliced from 18 exons. Gene Ontology annotation, molecular function: SH2 domain binding; SH3 domain binding. Gene Ontology annotation, cellular component: cytosol. The record is from RefSeq and is a predicted model, not a curated record. Lineage: Eukaryota; Metazoa; Chordata; Actinopteri; Salmoniformes; Salmonidae.
ACACUGGAAUACGAGCCCGAAAGAGAGCUGGGCGGAGAGAAAAGGGGUCGCGUCUCACCUUUCAGCAAAGAUAGAGAGGGGGAGAUAUUCGAAAAGUUCAGUCUGCCCUCGGCGCGCUUGCUUGCAAGGCACGACUAGCCCUCUCAUUAUUGGCCGCCUGUCAGCACCGUAACAGACGGCAGAUGCGAGCAUUUAAACAAGAUCCGUUUCUGAGCUGAGCAGACCAUGCAGGCACAGGCAGUUUGAGUAGGUUUUGUAAGAGGGAGGAGGACGGAAGGAAGGAAGCAAAGAGGGGAAAAGAGCCGGAGAAAAGUUUGUAAGGAGACUCGUGACGGAGACGUUGCCGGUUGGUCGUUAAGCGCACGGUGGUGAAAGACUGUUCAGAGCUGGAAUCGCGGGGCAAAUCUAUCCUCAAAGAAACAGACAAGGGUUCCGUCGUUGGCCGCUGACCCGUGGAGAUAGUGAUUUUAUUGAUAUUCGACAGCUGCCGGCCACUCGCCUGCUUCUGUUUGCUGGGAUUUCGAUGCGUUGGGAAGCCACCAUGCGGCGCGAUCCCAUUUUGUUCGCUUCCAGGGCCAUGGAGGAGUUGGUGUGUGAGCUGCGUCUGUUCCUAGACCUGCUGGACAGGGAGUAUCUGAGUUCUGGGGUCAGGGAGAAGAAGAUACUCAUCUCCAACAUCCUCCACAGGGUCCUCAACGCUAAUGGUUUCUCUCAGAGCCCUCGUUCAAGUCAGAGAUCCACAGCAGCCUCCCGGCCCCCCCCCCAGAUGCCCCUCCCAGAGAUCCCACAACCCUGGCUGCCUCCAGACAACGGGCCUCCUCCUCUCCCCAGCUCGUCUCUCCCAGAGGGCUACUAUGAAGAGGCCGUCCCCCUCAGUCCUGGAAAAGCCCCAGAAUACAUCACCUCCAACUACGAUUCGGACCAGAUGAGCAGUUCGUAUGAGUCGUAUGACGAGGAGGAGGAGGACGGGAAGGGUAGAGGGAAGAAGAUGCGACACCAAUGGCCAAGCGAGGAGGCCUCCAUGGAUCUCGUCAAGGACGCACGCAUCUGUGCCUUCCUGCUGCGCAAGAAACGCUUCGGCCAGUGGACCAAGCUGCUCUGUGUCAUCAAGGACAACAAGCUGCUGUGCUACAAGUCAUCUAAAGACCAGGCGCCCCAGAUGGAGCUAGUGUUAUCAGGCUGCAGCAUCACACACGUCCCCAAGGACGGCAAGAAGAAGAAACACGAGCUGAAGAUCGUGCACCAGGGAGCAGAUGCCCUGGUCCUGGCCGUGCAGAGCAAAGAGCAGGCUGAGGAGUGGCUCAAGGUGAUGAGGGAGGUGUGCAGCAACGGAGGGGACUCAGAUGGAGCAGGCGCCGGGUCUCCUGUACACAAGCCCGACCUGGAGAAGAAGGUGUCAUGUGAUAGGCCGAGCUCAGAUGGCGAGCCGCCCCAUGAGAACGGACACACCUUCACCGACUGUAAGGACCAAGGUAAAGGAAAGAAGGACUCUCAGAAGAGUCAGAAGGGAGGCACGCUGGGAAAAGGGGCGGGAAAGAAGAUAACUAAGAUCAUUGGCCUGGGCAAAAAGAAGCCGUCCACUGACGAACAGACAUCUUCAGCCGAGGAGGACAUACCCACCUGUGGCUACUUGAACGUGAUGUCCAAUAACCGCUGGCGUGAGCGUUGGUGUCGUCUGAAGGACAACCAGCUGUUGCUCCAUAAGGACCGCGCUGACCUGAAGACCCAUAUGGCCAGCCUGCCCCUCCGAGGCUGCGAGGUCAGCCCCGGGCUAGACUCCAAACACCCCUUCGCCUUCCGCUUGCUCCGCAAUGGACAGGAGGUGGCUGUACUGGAGGCGUCCUCCUCAGAGAGUAUGGGUCGGUGGUUGGGGGUGCUGCUCGCUGAGACUGGUUCCACCACAGACCCUGCUGCCCUGCACUACGACUACAUAGACGUAGAGACUACCGCUAACGUCAUCCAGCUGGCCAAGCAGUCCUUCUGCUUCACUAGUAAACGCGUUGUAUCUCCCAACCCCUAUCUGGACAACCCUGUGAACGGUUAUGCCUGCCCCUCUGGAAUGGCACUGCACUAUGAUGAUGUGCCCAUCAAUGGAACGGACCCAGAGGCGUUAUACUCCAGCCCUGCCACCGGAGGGCGACGUCUGAGAGAGGAGGUGUUGUAUGAGGAUGCUGACCUCUAUGAGAACAUGCCUUCGCCCAAGCUGGCCGCCCGCUACUCCCCCAAGCCCAGCCGCCUAGCCUCUUCCUCCAGCCACUGCAAAACCCCUGGCCCUGUUAAAUCCAAAUUCCUCUCCUCCUCUUCCUCAGCUAACACUAACACUAAAGCCGGUACUCAGCUGAAGGGAAAGAAGGCCCCAGUGACCAAUGGGAUAGCGUCUAAACAGAAGGUGGACAAGAACCAGGCCAAGAAGACCAAUGGAACAACCAGUGGAGCAUCUGUGAAACGCAACAACUCCAGCGCAGAGCAGUAUAAGUACGGUAAGAACCGCGUGGAGGCGGACGCAAAGCGGCUGCAGGCUAAAGAGGAGGAGCUGAUGAGGAGGAAGCAGGAGAUCAGGAACCGUCUGACCCAGCUGAAGAAGGACCGGAAAGACCUGCGCACCGCCAUGGAGGCCAGCACCGGUAAGCGUUCCGCUGCGUCUCUGGGGGAGCGGCUGAAGAAGGUGGAGGACGAGUGCAAGCUGAAGGAGGACGAGAGGGUGAGCCUGGAGCUGGAGCUGACGGAGGUCAAGGAGAGUCUGAAGAAGGCCCUGAGUGGAGGAGUCACCCUGGGACUCACCAUUGAGCCCAAGUCUGGCACCUCCAGCCCGCAGUCCCCAGUGUUGCUGAGGCGUACCCUAGAGAACUCUCCCAUCUCCAGCUGUGACACCAGCGACACAGAGAGCUGUUCUACUCUGCCCGUCAACAGCGCCUCCCUCCUCCGCAGGACGGCUAAUCAGAAACCCUCGACCGUCCGCGGCCACGUCCUCAGGAAGGCCAAGGAAUGGGAGAUGAAGACUGGCACAUAAGCAGCAACUCUCUUCACAAACGAUCCUAUUGUACCAGCUUGUUUUUUGUGUGUGUGUGUAUAUAUUUAUUCACUUUUCACACGGGGGAAGAAGGUUGAAGAGGAGUACACUACAAGCGUAGCCUAGCCAACCAAAAAGACUAUGCUGAUUUGAGUAUACUUUAUUUCCAAAACAUAAAGAAAUAGCACUCUUUUUGUAGCUUACUAUUGUAUAAUACCGUGUAUUAUAUCUGGCAUGUUUGAACUACUCUGUCGUGCGGUUUUGGUAUUCGCCCAAUCGUUUUCGUUCUUUUCAGGCAGACAUCCAAUCAUAGACAGUCUUUUGUGAUCUGUUUCUCCAUCACCUACAAAUCUGGUUUCUACAACUCUUGGGGUUCAAAAAUCAAGUGCAAAACCAAGUAUUUAUUUGUAAAUGUUUAUUAAGUAAACAUCCCUGUGAUUAUUUAUGUUGAUAAUAUUUAAUGCUUGUUUUAUAGUAUAGCUGGCUCUCCGUAAGCGCCCAUGUCAUCUUUCCUAUUCAGUUAGAAGCUCUCUUGUUCACAAGCAUAUGUUUAGAGUGGUAACUGCACUGCACCACUAAUUUUCACGUCAUCUAAAUGGGUUAAUCGAAUCAUCAGUAUCACUGUUAGGCAAUCCAGAUGAUUUGCAGAUCAUCAAACCAGCAAUACACCUACUCCCUACUGGUUGAUGCUUGUGAGUGGGCCAUUGGAAUGCUUCACUCAGUAAAGUACAGGUCAGGCUAAGGCGUGGUCGUGUCCUGGUGAGUUUGGCCUCUGGCAUUGGAAAACUCCUAAAACCUCAAGUAACGUGGCCUCUUAUAUUUAAGCUUGACAACCAGGAGCCUCGGCCCAGCUCUUUUAAUCAUGCCACUGGUGUACUGUAGCCCUGUGAUCUGAUCUGGUGUGUGUAUGUGUGGCUUGUGUGUGUGUGUGUGUUUGUGGCUUGCAUGUUAGUGUGCACGACUGUGUGUGUGAGUGAGCGUGUUUGUGGCUUGCAUGUUAGUACGCACGACUGUGUGUGUGAGUGAGCGUGUUUGUGGCUUGUGUGUUAGUGCGCACGAUAGUAUAUGAGUGUAUGUGUGCGCGUGUGUUGAAACGUUUCCAAGGCACAUUCCAUCCCCAUCACUAAUACACUGUUAGAAAUAGAGGCCUGUAUGGUCCGAAAUACUGUGUGUUCUCCGCUUCAACCAGAGACUGUGACCUAGUUGUGGAUUCUUGAACUUCCAACUUCUACUGUAGCAACACGUUUCAGCUCAUACACACCACAUAGGCACGCGCACGUGAACACACAAGCACACACAUUUAUGUCAUUUAUUUCUAAUGGUGCUUUUGGUAUUGCUUUUACCACCUCUACAGUACACUGCAAAUACUGUCAUAUCCACACAGCUCAGUGUAACCUAACCACUGUGCUUUGUAGGAGUGAGAAGUAGCAUGUUGAUGUACUACUGCAAACAAGCUUUUACCAUUUACUCAAAGGCACAUUUACCUUUUAAAAUGGCUGGUUUAUGGUGUAUUUGGUUGGAAUAUGAGGCUGUGCAUAGCAAAAAUGGCCACCAAUGGAGGUUUCUCAAGUUAUCAGAGUGUAAAUAUUUGUAUAGCUUUUCCAAUCUGUUAGAUUGAUGCCGGGAUUCAAAUCCGAUCGCAUAUAUAAGCAGCAUUUACCAUGAAUGGGAUCUCCGCAAACCUGAGAACAUUGCCUUUAAAGGGAUGGUUUACACAAAAUGACAUAUUGACAUAUUGCUUACCGUGUAGGCAGUCUAUGGACAAGGUAUGACAGAAAUCCAUGCUUUGGAUUAGUUUCCCUGAUUAGUUUUCAAAAUGCAAAAGUUUUAGCAUUUGUGGCACAAAUCCCAUUGAAGCCAUGGGACCAAUAUUAGCAUUGUUCGUGCAUCAUCCAAAAGUAUCUACAUGUUAUUGUGAAGCUCACCAAACGUCAGUUAUUGAUGAUUUGAACAUGAUGCGAAAAAUUCUGAUAUCGGUCCCAUGACUUGAAUGGGAUUUGUACCAGAAAUGCUAAAACGUUAUUAUAAAACGCAUUUGGAAACGGUACCAGCCACUGCCAGGGAAACUAAACCCAAAGCUUGGAUUGCUGUCACACGUUGUACAUAGACUGCUUACCGGGUAAAGAAAUCAAUGUGUCAUUUUGUAAUUUGGGUGAACUACCCCUUUAAAAGCCACAAUGUCUAUAACCUGCGAUGGGAUUGAAUCCCGGCCAAAGUCCCACGAGAUGGCAAGCUAGAGCGAGUCAUAGUCACCACGAGAUGAGGGAGAGGAGGACAAGUUAAGCGUCUAAUCCAUUUUGAAAGCCUAUCUUUGUAUAAACACCCUCAAAACUGAAAUGGGACAAGAGAUAUGUCAGUGAGAAAAUGUGAACCCACAUUGCGGGAGGGGAGAUUGGGGGGGGGGCAGAGGGAGUAGGGGAGAAACAGAAACUUUGUUUGUUUUGCACCUUAGACUUUUCUACUCCAUUGUACUUCUUUUGACAGUUGCCAACUCGGUGACGAACGGCUGUAAAUAAAAGCAAUAAACUUCUUUCCAAAUGUC